AUGGAUGGUGAUACUUCAGAUCAUGUUGAGUUAAUUGAAUCUAAAGAUGAUAACGAUUCAGAAAACCGUCCGAUUAUGCUUCUAUUAAAAUAUCUUGUACGCAACAAGCAGGUCACGACUUUGACGAAUACACAUGAAUGUAUCAUUGAAAUGCUAAAACUCGAAUUUGAUAUUGAUAUAAGUAAUUGUCAUAAAGUUGAAUUAGACAUAUACGUAAAAAUAAUAAAGAGGUAUCUCAAAGUCUGGCCACAGUGGAAAGAAUUGGAACAUAUAUCGAGCAAGUUGAGCAACGUGAAAGACUUUGAUGCGUUGGCUAAAGUUCUGAAUCUCAAAUAUAAAAAUUUGAAAGAGUAUUUAGGUGUAAUACUCGAAACUGCCAAACCUUUAACAAAGAGGGCUGUUGAACAUGUAAAAGAAAUGGAAAAUAAGGAUAAAAAUAUUGAUUCAAGUGAAGUUGUUAUGGAGGUACAUUGUACGAGGAUGCAACUUAAUAAGUUGUUCUUCAGGAAACCACGUGCAGAUCUCCAGGAUUUAAUCUUCAAUAUAAAUCCAAUUAUCCCUUCUAGUUUUUGUCGAACCACAUUAACAUUUGAAUCUAUCCUGAAUUUCUGGUGGACGAGAAUCUAUAUUGAGUUACCAAACCUUUCUUACUGCCGAGAGCUUAUUUAUAACUACAAACAUACGCUUGUUAACAAAGUAAGAGCUGACAAACCGCCAGCGGAAAUUUUAGACACUCGGGUCUACAACAAGGCCAAAGAAGUCAAGGAACUGCCUAAACAAUUGAUUACUGAGUAUUUGGACAAGAUCUAUUUUUUGAGCAAGGAUAAGAACGUAAUAAAAUUACUAAAAAUACUAUUUCAAGUUCUGAAAACUGAUUUGAAAUAUUUGCCAGAUACUGUGAAAAUACCCUCAAGUUACAGAAAACACGCUAACAAAUAUAAUUAUGUUCGAUACUUAUAUGUUGAGAAUAAAGAAAGUGAUGACACCAAGUAUGAUUUGCAGUUGGAGGAAAUUCUAACUCCUUCACAUCAAAUAGUAAUCGGCAAAUUCUACACAUAUCUGAAGAAGGUUCCGCCUAUACAAGAUUGGCUCAAAAUUGAGUGUAUGAUGUGUAAAGUCAAGUUUUUUGGUUCUACAACGAUGAUGAGCUUGCUUGAGGCCCAUUUUUCUGAGUAUCAUCAACACGAGCCUGAUUGGCAGUGUCCUCAUUGUGAAAGAACGUUCAACAUUGCUUUUUUAUCGAAUAAUCGGUGGUGUCACGAAUGUUAG
Messenger RNA from Arctia plantaginis, 1269 nucleotides. The record is from the annotation of a GenBank genome assembly. NCBI's taxonomy places the organism in Eukaryota, Metazoa, Arthropoda, Insecta, Lepidoptera, Erebidae.